GUAAGAAAGUAUUUGAGCAGUGUGGGCAUGAGAGAGACACUGUGAGACUGUGAGAGACAGUUAGAGAGCCAGAGAAGAGCAAAAGAAAAGGGGGAAGUUUGAUAAGCAUCCGGGGGAAAUGCAUUAGCCUUGCAUUAAGCUCCAGCGAGAGCCUGUUCAUCCGCUGAGGAAGGGUAUGAGUGUGAGAGGAGCUCAGAGGCGUUAUGUGUCCACCCUCAGGAUACAGCUAUCAGUACCAGCGUCUGGAGGAGGCAGGAGGCAGCCCACCAGACCCUUGCAUAACCUCACUGCCUCGAGGAAGACCGGAGAAGGCACACCAGACUCAGUGGCUGAGGGUAAUGGCCUGCUGGGCAUUCGGAACCCACCACUUUUCUUGGAGCCCCUUCAGGAUUGCCUGGUAGACGAAGGAAAUGACUUCACCCUAAGGGCAGUCAUCACAGGGAGCCAGCCAAUCAGUGUUUCCUGGCUUCAUAAUGGUAAGGUGGUGUGGUACGGUAAAUCUUCCUUUAUAGGAAGAGAGGCGAUCCUGGUUGUUAGAGAAUGCCUCCCAGAGGAUGCUGGAGCUUACACCUGUGUAGCUGAAAAUGCUUCAGGAAAAACCUCCAGCAGCUCAGCGGUGUGUGUUAAAGAAAUGAUUAUUGGUGUCUGGAGCAAUCCCACCCAGUCCUCCCGCAGUCCUCCAUCCUGCUUCUUAUCACCACAUAUUCCCGUACUGGAAACCAGGGGCUUGUGCUCCCCCAGUUCACCCCGGAACACUCUGGAAGGAUGCAAGUUAUCCCAGUUUGGAAGUCCUGAAAUACUGUUGCCAGCACACAGGAAGGAGGUGCCAGUGAAGAGGAGAAGCAGUUCAGCGACAGUACCCCCUAUGAAGAUAGUGGACCCCCCUGAUCUUGUGGAGGUGCGUGCUGGAGGGUGUGCCCGACUGAGCUGCGUCUUCAAAGGCAGCAUCCCAAUAGUGUCCUGCUGGACACACAACAAAAAAGAGGUGUUUGAAGACUCCAGGCUAAGUAUAGAGAGCAGUAGCAAGGGCAGCAGUCUGGUGAUCUCUGAGGCCCAGCCCGAGGACUCUGGCUUCUACACUCUAACUGCACGAGACCGCAACAGCUUCGCCCACCACACUCUCACCCUGUCCGUCAUUGAGCGUCCCCAGCCCCCUUCCUCGUGCCCCGUGGUGUGUGUCCUUUCCCCAGACUCUGUGGUGCUGUCCUGGUCAGGACCGUGCUACGACGGUGGCUCGGCACUCACAGGCUACCUUGUGGAAGUCCUGUCCUUAGGCCCUGACCAGACAGGCCACUGGAGUGAACUCUCUGCCAACUGCAAGAGUACCUCACUCAGGGUGCGCUCUGGUCUACAGCCUCAGGGGCAGUACCGUUUCCGGGUGAGGGCCUGUAACGCUGUGGGGGUUAGUGAGCCCAGUGAGGAAUCCCAGCCAAUCAAGAUGGAUGCUCCAGCGGAGCUACAGGACGAGAUGACUGAAUAUGUGAAUGUUACUAUUGAUGACAAACACAAAGUCACUGACCAUUACAAUGUACUGGAGAGAUUAGGAACAGGAAGGUUUGGUCAGGUAUUCCGGCUGACCCAUAAGGUUACAGGGCAUGUGUGUGCUGGGAAGUUUUAUAAAGGUCGGCGGACAAGCGAGAGAGAGGCAGCCAAGAAGGAGAUCACACUAAUGAACUUCCUCCACCAUCCCAAACUUGUGCAGUGUUUGGCAGCUUAUAACAACAAGCCUGAGAUAGUGAUGGUGAUGGAGUUCAUCGCAGGUGGGGAGCUGUUUGAGCGCAUUGUGGAUGAUAAUUUUGAGCACACAGAGCCAACGAGUGUUGGAUACAUGUGUCAGAUCCUUCAGGGCAUCGAGUUUAUGCACAAGCAGAGCAUUGUCCACCUCGACUUGAAGCCCGAGAAUAUUGUGUGUGUGAACAGAACUGGCACUCAGGUUAAAAUCAUAGACUUUGGCCUCGCCAGCAAGCUGGAUGCUUCCAGUCCUCUGAGGGUGAUGUAUGGAACUCCAGAGUUUGUGGCCCCAGAAGUCAUCAGCUAUGAACCUGUUGGUCCAGCCACAGAUAUGUGGAGCAUUGGAGUGAUCUGCUAUAUACUGCUCAGCGGAGAGUCCCCGUUCCAGGGUGGCAGUGACUCUGAGACCCUGGCACUUGUGACUGCAGCCGAGUGGGAGUUUGUUGAUGAGAGCUUUGAGGAUAUCACUGAGCAGGCCAAAGACUUCAUCAGCUCUCUGCUGCACAAAGACACCAGACGUCGUAUGUCCUGUGAGGAAGCGCUCUUCCACUCCUGGAUGGUGGCGUUCAAGUCUGAACAGCCUAAUACAGCGAAGAAUCUCUCCAAAGAGAAAAUGAAGAAGUUCUUGGCCAGGCAGAAAUGGAAGAAAACGGGCAAAGCUAUGCUGGCUCUGAAGCGGAUGUCCAUGCUGACCAAAGCAGACAACUCUGCUUCACUACCCAGCUCUGCCCACGAGCAUGCUCUGAAGUCUCUGGAGAAGAAGAUGCAGUUGAAGCCUGAGUUCACCAAGAGUCCAUUUGAUCUGUCUGUGUUUGAGGAUUCCACAGCCCAGUUUUUCUGCCAGAUUGCAGGUUACCCGGAUCCUGAGGUGGUGUGGUCCAGAGAGGGUGAGCCUCUGGAAGAGAGCGAAGGUUCUGUGAAGAUUGAAUACGAGGAAGAUGGGACCUGCGUUCUCACCCUGGAGAACGCCUCCCUACAGCACAGUGGCACAUACUCUUGCAGAGCCACAAACAUCCAUGGGGAGGCGCUGUGCUCUGCUAAACUCACUGUUGUGGACCAGGAAGAUGCCAUGAUGUCAUAAAACACUUCUUCUAGAGUCAGACAGUUAAGAAUAUACAUCACAACUUACUUUCUCUUGCACUCAUUAUUUCUCGCACACCUACUAUAUCCUUUUCCAGAAAUGUUUUUAAUCUAAUUUACUCUGUUAUCUAAUAAACUCUGAUUGUUUGAGAAAAACACUUACAUUGUUUAAGACUCUACUAAUGGUGUAAUAGUCUCAGUUGAUCUUACAUGUUUUAACAUUUUGUAUUGUUGCCAAGUUAAUACCCCACCUAAAAAAAAAUUAUUUAAAUAAACUAUAGUAUACUAUUUCUAAAUGCAUUUGUAUGUGAAUUUGCUUAUAGUGUGUGAAUAAGUCCCUCAGUGUGGUCCCAUGUAUAGGGCUCAGUGUGAUUGAUGGGUUGUGGGUUCAAAGCAGGGCUCUCACAGACCGGUGGGUUGUGGUUUCGAGGUGGGGCGCUCGUGGACCUGUAGCUGAGGUGUGGUUGCUGCUUGCAGCACUCCAGCCUGCAGAUCUCAUAGUACUCAUUUUGUUUAUAGUUUCCAUUCAGCCUGUGGAAGUGUGGGAUAGUUAUAAUAUCUCUAAUAUUCAUCGACACAUGAAUUGUAGUGAUUGUCCAGUGAACACAGAAUAUUUUAUGCAAUGCAAACCCAAUUCAGUGUCCUAUUCUGUAUUUAAAAUAUUUUUAUUUUGGUGGUUGUUAGUAGAAGUCCUUGGGCUGUGGGUGCUAGUUUUACAGUUUCUUGUUAUGCUCAGUGUAGAACUAGAAGUGAAUUCUACCCACAGUACUCAAUUUGGAUUCUUAGCUAUUUAAUCACAAUUGUGCUUGAACACAAAUGUAAAUGUACUCGCAUAUAAUAGUGUUUAAUCCAACCCUCUGGCUGAGUGCCAGGAAUGAGUUAACUUUCUUCAUAUCCUUAUUAAUUGUCAACUCAACACAAAAGCAUUCUACUAGACCUGAACUUCCUUUUGGACCUGUUUCUCCUGAAGCCCAAAGCUCUAAUCCUCUUGGUCCCCACUCCUUAAUUCCCCAAGAUCCUGUACACAGUGAUAGGAUAUGCUCUUAGUGUGAUUUGAUUAUUAGUGUGUGAUUACUGUAGUGCUAAACCAACAAUGGUAGUAAGACGAAUCUGAAACAUCAGAAUGAUGGAAUGAUGGAAUAAUUUAGAGUUAGUUAAAUCAUUUAUAAACUCUUCAUACCUUAAUGACAACAGCAGGAGAGGGUGGGUGGACAGGUGUCCAGUGAAGCAGACCAUCGCUGGUUUUACUAGACACUUUCACAGUAAGGGCAAAAAAAGACAAUAUCUUCCCAGGACAAAACCAGUGCAUUGCUUUAGGUCAUGGUGUCAUGGUGUCAUGAGGGUCCCUUGCUAACAUCCUUGUCUCUCUGACAUAGUCACACCACUGGUUUUCCUUUGCAGCCUGCAAAAACUGGAACAAUCCACAUGUUGCCACAACUAUAAAGCAAAAAUCUAAAUGUUUGGAAUUUGGAAUUCUAAAUGUUAUUUCCACCUUGAAUUUAAUCCUAUCUUUCCUAGUACUUAAUACUGUCUGUCACUGUCUAUGAUGAACAUGCCUUUGAUAUUCAAAUGCAAAACUAAACCCAGCCCUGGUCUGUGUGUAUUUGUUUUCUCUCUGUGAACAGACACAGUGGAUAGAUAUGAAAAUAAAAUUAUUAUUAGUUCCGUUUAUAUUGCGCCUUACUGGAACUCAAGAACGCUUUACAGACAGAUACAAUCACUCAGACAGCUUUUAUAAUCACUCACACACACAAAUGAGAAGCAGCAAUUUGUGCACCACAUCAGAGAUCACAGGGUGCAUGGAAACACACACACAGGCUGAUGUCUGGCACAGGCAUCAGUGUGAAGACAUCUUUGACACCAUGUGCCAACACCACAUAGAACAUAAAUAAAAAAUGUUACUUAUAUUAAAUACAUAUCUAAAUUGCAUUGGCUCAAGGAUGACAAGUUUACAUGCCAAUCCUGCCAAGAGGACACCCAUCCACAUGUAUGGCUUCAUUUACACAUUUGUACUGCUGCAAACCCUCUACAUUAUGGAUGAAUUAAAGUGGUUUUCUGGCUGCAUAACAAUAUAUCUUUGCCUAAUCUUAAUGAACAUCUGUUAAAGUGAAGUGUAACUGCAUGUCACUUACACUUUGACUGACAGUUUGCUUGUUUAGCUGAUGUAGGACCUCUGUCUGAAAUGUCCUCAUGUUUAUAGGUGAUUCAUAAGUGUCCACUAGUUUUAUAGAAUAGAGGCAGCUCAGAGCCAGUUGAAAGCAAACAGCUCAAUCAGGCCUGAAGAUGAGGGCAUUCGCUAUGGUCAUGCCUGACACUGCUGACACAACCAACCAUAUUUAGAACCACACUGCCACCUGCCAAGACCAGUACCCCUCCACCCAGCCAUGUGAGCUGAAAUGAACAGCUGUUGCAGACCAUAGACCUCAGAAAGUUAGCUCAACUGACAAGGCUGGGGGUACUUCCCUCUGAGGGGAGGUUCACAAAGGAAAACUUUCAAACCUACACAAGUCUCCAUUGUUUAUGAACAACAUACUUUAUGCAAAAGCCACAGACCAGCCAUUUUUACAUGGUGAGAAAUGUUGACUGAUUAGACGAAUCUUGGGCCAUUCUCUUCUAAAGUCAAAGGUUAGGUAGCUAAAUAGUAGAGUCCUUAUUGUCAACAAGCACUAAGCACACUAUUACACACAGAAGGUGCGAGUGGAAGGAUGACAUGCAACACUCAAACAUGUCCAAGAAGUUACAUUUCAGCACACCUAUAAGUUGUGUACCUUAGAGAACGUUUUAAGGAAUUCAAAUUCCAUUAGUGUAAGCAAGCCACCCCAAAACCAAACAGGCAAUAACAGAUUAAUGAAAUUUAAUUGUUCAGUGCAUGUUUUAUUUAGGUUUGCUCACUCUCUUCAAACAAAGGAAAAAAAAAAUGUUGCAUAAGGGGGUUAAAGUUAAGGGUCUCGCAUAGGCAUCAUCAUGAAAACAUCUUUUGAUGUGGCCAUGUGACAAUUACCGCACACAGAAGAUAAAUAAAAAUUGUUACUUACAUUAAAUAUAUAGAUUGCAUUGGCUCAAGGAUGCCAAGUUUACAUGCCAAGCCCUUGUUAUAUUAAAAAAACAGAACAAAACUGUAGUUUCUCUAUAAAAUGCAGUUUGUGAACAGGUUUGUGAAAUGAAGGCUCAGGGUACUGCCAAGUACUGCAAAAUGCACCAUUCCUUUCCUCAUGCACCCAGUUCUGGUAAGAAAACAACAAACAAAAAACACCCCACCCAACCCGUUAGCUGUUAGAUGCAGCAGUGACCUAGCUCCCUGAACAGAGAGCAGGAUGAUGGGGAGGGACUGGUGAUGUGCAGGUUAUGGUUGCAUCAGCCCCCAGUAUAGAUGUGCAUGCCUUUUCCCACCUACAGGUCUCCUCGAGUGCUCCUCGUGUCCGUUUCACGUCUGUGUAUGUGUGUGGUCUGGGUGUGUUCCAUUCCAGACCAAGUUCUGUAUUCUACUGCCGAGUUCCACGCUUGCACCCAGUCAAGAGACAAGGCUCUGCCCACCCCGUGAGAGGGAAAAAAAAGAAAGUGGAAUGAUGACCACUGGACAAGGCUAGCAAUAAGAGCAGCGAGAUUUGUUUUGGAGAUGUGUCUGUAAUCGAUUGGUUUGAUAAUUGACCUGGUACAUGACCUCUCC
Molecule: messenger RNA, 6478 nt
Organism: Electrophorus electricus (electric eel)
Lineage: Eukaryota; Metazoa; Chordata; Actinopteri; Gymnotiformes; Gymnotidae
Gene: mylk5
Product: myosin, light chain kinase 5
Biological process (GO): protein phosphorylation
Molecular function (GO): ATP binding; protein kinase activity; protein binding
Source: RefSeq, a predicted model, not a curated record